GGGCGGGGCGCGCCACGUCGGUGCCUGGCGCUCACGCCCCUGCCCGGCGGCGGGGUUGAUGUACCCGCGCGGCGCGCGCCUCACUCGCUUCCUCAUAGGCGCGCUCCCGCCCCGGAGCCGCCGCCCCAGCCCCAGAUCAAGCUCCAGUCCCUUGGAAGCCCGGUGUCACCAUGUCUUCGCCUCCCGAAGGGAAAGUAGAGACUAAAGCUGGACACCCGCCCGCCGUGAAGGCUGGCGGGAUGCGGAUCGUGCAGAAACACCCGCACACCGGAGACGCUAGAGAGGAGCGGGACAAGGAGGACCAGGAGUGGGAAAGCCCCAGGAGGUCACACUACUGUCCUGGAGGACUGGAUUUCAACACAGCCUUCUUGGGAGACACAAAUGAACCCAUAACAGAUGCGAAACUGAUUCGUGGCAAUGCUUAAUGAUACAGUACCGUUAGCUGUUAAGAAAUAGAAAUUUAAGAAGUCUGAGGUUAAAAGACCUAUGCUGUGUACCAGCGUAAGUCCUGUGGCCAGCGUGCUCAGGGAUUUUUGUCUCUGGGCUGUGUUCUAAGUGCCUGAUCUUUAGUGAUUCUGGGUGGUGAACCCUGUCAGCAUCACACACAGGACCCGCUGCCCUCUUACUCCAGGCUGUUGCCAGCUGCCUUUCAAGCAUGUAUCCUUUUCCCCAGGAUGUAUGUGGAGGUUUCAGUGAGGCGGAGGUACCUCGAGCCAGCCAGAGACCAAGUCCAGUGUGACAUGGCAGCCCCAGCUCCUGGCAUGUGGCGGACCGCAGAGCCCUGUCCUGACCAAAGGCAGAGUCUCCGCGUACUCGGUGCCUGUGUGACAGGCAGCAUCCCCAGGAAGGGACCUGCCUGCAGCCUGAGGAGCCUCUGCAAAAAGCCAUAGGGAGGCAGAGCGAGAUCCUGAGGACACGAGGCAUUCAAGGUUGAACAGCCCAUCUUCCAGGGAAGGAAAAUGGGGAAGAGCCCAGUUGCUGUGGAGCAGCAGCUCUUCCUGUCAGGGUCGCCCAUGCGAGACUUGUAGCUCAGCAUCCUCAGUCUGCAGCAGCGUGGCACUGAUGAAGCGCUGCAGUUUGCAGUCCAGCUAGGGGGCACGGAAGGCAUCGCAUGGCUGCUGGUCACUGGGGCAUGAGGAGGUGGACAGGGCUGGGACAGAACCCCACAUUCCUAGCUCGUUCCCAAGGGAGCUGGCAGUGUCAGCUACACGCUAAGUACCUGAGAGGUGGCAUCCACGAGAGGCCACGCUGGGACUCUGUUGUCUCCUCCAGCCUUCUCUGUGGCUCUGCAAAGGCUCAUCGCCACCUUGUCCCAUGGGCAGGACACCCAGCAGGCCACCUCCUCUGGGCAGUAGGGGGCUGGGUGGUCGCAGGAGCAGAAUUGUGCUGACUUGCAGUUCUGCAAGCUGAACAUUCAAGGUCAGAGCAUGAGCAGGGAUGCGCCCCUGUGCAGGUGCUGGGAUGGCUCCAGGCCUCUGCUGGCUUCUCAGAGCGUCUCGGGGGUCCUCCUGUGGCAUCUGCCUGUGCACGCUUGUGUGACCAAACUGCGCCUUUGAAGAAGAGUGUGUUCCUGUAGGGUGAGGGGCUUACCCUGCUUCAGUGCGCCCUUUCCUUAACUAAUGACUUCCACAACAACCUUGGCCCCGGAUAGGGGCUGGGGGCGGGAUGCCAGAGUCUGUUCUCCCAGGCAGGGCACAGUUCCACAGCUGGCAUCAACCCCUGGUGCCUCCUGAUGGGCAGUGCUGGCUCUCUGGGUCAGCCGUGAGGCCCGUACUGUAUGGCAGACGAGCCCCUUCCUCCUGUGCCCACUUGCUGCCCACUGCACUGGGUACCAGGUGGGAGGUUCUCUGCCAGGGUUGCAACUCCAACCUGUAAGUGAGCACUCAUCAGUGCAAAAGAAUGUUUUCUGAAUUUCCCCACUGUGUGCAUGUUCAAACUGCGCAGGUGAACUUAGGAAGCGCAUAGGAAACGGAGGCUGGGAGACAGCAGUCUUUCAGUUGGGGCCAGCCCUUGCAGCUCUGUGCUUAUCAUUAGCUAAUAUCUCAAGGUCCCAAUACCCUUGAGGUGGAGUUUCUCAUUAGUGAUGCAGGAUGCGAAUCUACAUUUCUAACGACCUUGUGAGUAAUUUCAGGAUGCGCGCAGGGCGGGGCGAGCUUGUCAAAUCUGAUUAGAUUGUGGUGUUUGUAAUGUUGUUGUUAAUGAGUAGGCGCUAAGAGUCUCCUUUCCAUUCCUAUGCUUGUAUUUGGAUUAACUGCAGCCUCCCGGGUAUUUCUCAUAUGAAUUUUCUUAAACCCCUUGUCCAUUUUGUAGACUCCGGGUUAAAUUCAUCCUCACUACAUCCCCACACAGUUCUGGGCACUUGGGAUACAUCAGGGACCAAGCUAGGGAACUUAAUUCAUUACCCGCCCCCCAGCCGAGCACGGUGUUGUCUGUGGUGCAAGCCCCUGAAGAAGGGAAGGGAAGAGCGUCUGUGGUCAGGGACCCUAGUCCUUCCUGGGGAGCCCUCAGGACCACGGGACAGGGUGAGGGACUGUCGGCCUGCAGACCCCCAAAACAGCCUAAUGAGAUAGAUAAUGGCAGAAUCUCAUUUGUAUUUGCUCUCUCUUUAGAUUAAAAAAGUAAAUAGAACAGUUUUUUUUUUGUUUUUCUUACUCUUUAGCUCAUCUUUCUGACUGAAUGAUACCCCUAACCACAAGGGACUGCCCAGUUUUGUUGCUGGUAGAAAUUAAACAUUUCUUCUAAAA
This is a messenger RNA of Cavia porcellus (domestic guinea pig), 2744 nucleotides long. RefSeq names its product death associated protein (gene Dap). The coding region runs from base 171 to 425 and encodes 84 amino acids. The transcript has 3 exons. The record is from RefSeq and is a predicted model, not a curated record. Gene Ontology annotation, molecular function: death domain binding. Gene Ontology annotation, biological process: cellular response to amino acid starvation; apoptotic signaling pathway; negative regulation of autophagy. NCBI's taxonomy places the organism in Eukaryota, Metazoa, Chordata, Mammalia, Rodentia, Caviidae.